This is a messenger RNA of Arabidopsis lyrata subsp. lyrata, 825 nucleotides long. Its product is annotated as cysteine-rich and transmembrane domain-containing protein A. The record is from RefSeq and is a predicted model, not a curated record. Gene Ontology annotation, cellular component: plasma membrane. The transcript has 3 exons. Lineage: Eukaryota; Viridiplantae; Streptophyta; Magnoliopsida; Brassicales; Brassicaceae. Bases 169 to 504 code for a protein of 111 amino acids.
GAUUAGUCCUUGGAGAGAACAUGUCUUUUGUCUCCUAAACCUCCUUUAUUAUUCAUCAUCAUUAUCACUAAUCCUAUUAUUAUUCGAUUCACAGCGAAGAAAAAGAAGCAAGAGGGUUCGUUAUAAAGAAAGAAAUAAACCUCAGAUAAGAGCAUAACAGAGAAAAAGAUGUCUUAUCAAGACCAACAUCAUCCCGUCGGUGCUCCUCCUCCUCAAGGGUAUCCUCCUAAGGAAGGAUAUCCUCCGGCUGGAUAUCCACCGCAAGGAUAUCCUCCAGCAGGUUAUCCCCCACCACCGCAAGGAUACGGUCAAGGAUAUCCAGCGCAAGGCUAUCCUCCACCGCAAUAUCCUCAAGGUCCUCCACCACAGUAUCCUUAUCAAGGUCCUCCACCGCCGCAUUAUGGUCAGGCUCCACCUAAGAAGAAGAAAGACAAGGAUUCAGGCUUCAUGGAAGGAUGUUUGGCUAUGCUCUGCUGUUGCUGUCUCUUGGAAGCUUGCUUUUGAUUGAAGGAUGAGCUGAUAUUUGCCGUUGACCGUCUUGAAGAUGCCAUUGUUGUAUUUUGUCAAAAUGUUUAAAAGACGUGUUUGAUCAACAUUUUAGAUCUCUUCUUCUGGUUGGUUAUGUGUGUCCUGUCCACGUUUUGGGUUUGUUUAUCUUCUUUAUUUUUAUUCUUUAUUAUGAAUCCGAAUUUGACUUGAGAGAUCUUUGUCUAUUUUUAUUGAGGGUAAUGUACAUGUACCCAUCUUUUGUAUAUGUAAAAAAUGUGUUGUCACUUUUGUAUAAAAGCCAUUCAUUUUCUUUUCAGUAGAUGAGAAUUAGCAUAA